This is a messenger RNA of Durio zibethinus, 1809 nucleotides long. NCBI's taxonomy places the organism in Eukaryota, Viridiplantae, Streptophyta, Magnoliopsida, Malvales, Malvaceae. The record is from RefSeq and is a predicted model, not a curated record.
UAAAAAAAAUUAAAAAAAACCCCAUCUCUACUCCUCUAUUAAUAUGCCUAGCUAUCUCAGCUGAAAAUCAAAACCAUUCUAUCUAUCCCUGAAGGGAAACUUACAAUCCAUACAAAGUCAGAGAGAGCAAAAGGAAAGAAAAGGAGUACUCUUUAUGAGAGUUGAAACGAAAAAAUAACAAACAGGAUUUGCUUUGAUCAUUGAUUCUUCUUCCUUCUCAUCAUCAUCAUGUGUAACCAAGCCACCAACGCUACCCUCCCAACAGUUUCUACUUCAACUGAGAAAUCAUCUCAAACCCAUCUCUAUUACCAUCUUAUACCACUACUCAACUCCAUUAAAAACCCGGAAAAGCGGCAUCAAGUAUACCCUUCGAUAUCAGAGAUCAUAACAGAAGCUAAAUCACUCUUCAAUCUAGCCUUCCCCAUAGCCCUAACUGGUCUCAUUCUCUAUUCUCGUUCCAUCUUUUCCAUGCUCUUUCUUGGCCAUCUCGGCGAUAUCCAACUUGCCGCUGGUUCAUUGGCUAUAGCCUUUGCUAAUAUCACAGGCUACUCAGUUCUCUCUGGUCUUGCCUUAGGUAUGGAACCACUCUGUUCCCAAGCCUUUGGUGCUCAAAGACCUAAGCUUUUGUCUUUAACCCUUCACCGCUACGUUAUUUUCCUCUUAUUCACUUCCGUAUUAAUUUCUUUUCUUUGGAUAAACAUGUUCAACAUUUUGAUUUAUCUUCAUCAAGAUCCUAAUAUCACCCGCAUCGGCCACACGUACUUACUCUUUUCCCUCCCUGACCUCUUCACCAACUCUUUCAUUCACCCAAUCCGCAUUUACCUUCGAGCUCAAGGCAUUAUCCACCCGCUCACUUUGGCAACCCUCAUCGCCACCGUUCUCCAUUUACCCAUCAACUUCUUACUCGUCUCCCAUUUCAACUUCGGCGUUGCUGGCGUAGCCGUCUCCGCUGCCAUCUCCAACUUCUUCGUUCUCGUCUCCUUGGUUGCUUAUAUUUGGGCCUCCGGCCUACACGAGCCUACGUGGGAAAAGCCCAGUUUGGAAUGUUUAACCGGCUGGAAACCGCUGCUCAAGCUAGCCGCGCCGAGCUGCGUUUCGGUUUGUUUGGAGUGGUGGUGGUACGAGAUCAUGAUCGUUUUGUGCGGGCUUUUGGGGAACCCAAGGGCAACGGUCGCUUCCAUGGGGAUAUUGAUCCAAACGACGUCGUUGAUAUACGUGUUCCCUUCUUCACUGGGUUUUGCAGUUUCAACUCGCGUUGGUAACGAACUAGGUGCAAACCGUCCUUAUAAAGCGAGAUUAUCCGCUAUGGUGGCGAUGUUCGUAUCAGCCAUAAUGGGCCUAUCAGCUUCAACGUUUGCGUCAGGGAUGAGGAAUAAGUGGGCCCCAAUGUUCACUUCUGACUCCGAGAUCUUGCGGCUGACAUCCAAUGCUCUUCCCAUCCUAGGGCUAUGCGAGCUUGGGAACUGCCCGCAAACGGUGGGAUGUGGGGUCCUCAGAGGGAGUGCACGUCCUACCACCGCAGCUAAUGUGAACCUCGGUGCAUUCUACCUGGUGGGCAUGCCCGUGGCGAUUGGUCUCGGGUUCUACCUUAGAUUCGGGUUUCCUGGACUUUGGUUGGGCCUACUUUCGGCCCAGGUAUGCUGCGCUGGGCUUAUGCUGUAUGUGGUGGGGUCCACUGACUGGGACCUACAAGCUAAGAGGGCCCAGAUGCUGACGUGUGUUGAUACAUUGCUACCCGAUGAUUGUGAUAAUAAUAAGGGUGAGGAAGAACAGCCGUUGACUCGUAUUAUGGUGACGUCGGCUGCUUGA